UGCGCAGCACAGGCGCAGUCCAAUGCGGGGAUCGGGAUCUAAUCCAACCCCUCUCCGGUGAUCUGUCUGCCUUCAUCUUAACCGUGGGACGUCCGUUGGCUCCCACUCGGUUUGAUGUCACCGUGCGUCUCCUCUCUCCCCCCCCCCACCACCGCCACCCACCCUCUCGAUGGUGAUUUGCGGGGAAGAUGCGCCGGUGUGAGGUUUGUGUUGACCUUCUCCUCCGCUCAGCAGCAUCGACUCAGUGAGAAGCACGAGCGUCCCGGCUCCUCGUAGAGCUCGUGCCCGGACGCACCGGCGCCGUGAUUGCCUCCUCGCCGGUAAUCUUUGACUUCUCCAAUCAAUCAAGACCGAGGCAGAUGCCCCUCGCUCUGUCAUCCCGGCUUUUACUAUGGUGGAGUUUCCAUCUCUCAGUCCUUACUGGCCUCUCCUCCGCUUCCUGGUGCCUUUGGCUAUCACCAAUGUUGCCAUCGACCUCGGGGAACAGGCCCUCAACAGGGGCAUAGCCACAGUCAAGGAGGAUGCAGUGGAAAUGCUUGCCAGCUAUGGCCUGGCGUACUCCCUGAUGAAGUUCUUCACUGGACCCAUGAGCGACUUCAAGAAUGUGGGCUUGGUGUUUGUCAACAGCAAGAGGGACCGAAGGAAGGCUGUGCUAUGCAUGGUGGCGGCCGGGGCCAUCGCAUUCAUUCUGCAUAUCUUGAUAGCAUACACAGAUUUAGGGUACUACAUCAUUAAUAAGCUCCACCAUGUGGAUGACUCUGUGGGGCACAAGACAAGAAAGGCUUUCUUAUACCUGGCUGCAUUCCCUUUGCUGGAUGCAAUGGCAUGGAUUCAUGCAGGGAUACUUCUGAAGCACAAGUACAGCGUCAUCGUAGGCUCGGCCUCCAUUUCAGAUGUUGUGGCUCAGAUCGUGUUUGUUGCCAUUCUCCUCCACAGUAACCUGGAGUGUGUGGAGCCUUUACUCAUCCCAAUCCUUUCUCUGUAUAUGGGUGCCUUGGUCCGUUUCAGCAUUGUUGGUCUGGGUUACUACUGUAAUAUACACGACAGCAUCCCAGACUCCAGUGGACUUGAUGUGGGGGGUGAUGCCACCAUUAAAAAGAUGCUCAGUUUUUGGUGGCCCUUGGCCCUCAUCCUGGCCACUCAACGCAUCAGCCGACCCAUCGUUAACCUCUUCGUGUCUCGCGACCUCAAGGGGACCACUGAUGCAACAGAGGCUGUGGCUGUCCUCACAGCCACAUACCCGGUGGGUCACAUGCCUUAUGGCUGGUUAACUGAACUCAGAGCAGUGUAUCCUGCUUUCGACAAGAACAAUCCCAGCAACAAGCUGAACGCUGGUAGCUCAGUCACCAAGUCGAAUAUUAAAAGGUUUACCUUCUGCUGUCUGGCCCUAUCUCUAACGCUCUGCUUUGUGGUGUUUUGGUCUCCUCACGUAUCAGAGAAGAUCCUGGUUGAUGUCAUUGGAGUGGAGUACGCUUUCGCUGAGCUGUGCGUGGUCCCGCUCCGAAUUUUCUCCUUUUUUCCGCUGCCAGUCACUGUUCGGGCUCAUUUGACUGGAUGGCUCAUGACCCUGAAAAAGACCUUUGUGCUGGCCCCCAGCUCGGUUCUCCGCAUCAUUGUCCUCAUCACCAGUCUGGUUGUGCUGCCUUAUAUGGGGGUUCACGGGGCCACACUUGGAGUUGGAUCCCUCCUGGCCGGUUUCAUAGGAGAGUCGACUAUGGUUGCCAUAGCAGCCUGCUAUGUUUAUCGACAACAGAAAGGUGAGACGUCCAACGAGCUGGUGGUGGAGGGGGAGGACUCGGCACCGAUGAGCGAGGUAUGUUCCAGGAAUCAGAUGGACGCCAUCGAGGAGCUCCAAGAGGAGGAGGAACAGGAGUGAACUGGUGGAGGAGGACGAGGAGUUAAAUCCCACACAGAAACCUGCUGAUGAGCAGACGGCUGAGUUUGAAAACGCUGGAGAGGAGAGUCUCCUGACUGAACUAUGAAUAAGAGUGACGAGGUCUUCUUCACGUUGACCGACACAUCAUUUUAACGCACACUGUAAAGAAAGCCAUGCACCUCCAAGUGUUCAUCCAUCUGUGUAAAUACCGUUGCGUCUUCCGACCUUUUCAACAGUUCUCAUAGUUUUGCAUCAUUGACAUUGGCGGGCGUGUUAACCACUUUCAUGUGUUUACUGGUAAACAAGGGAAAACAACACGGGAGAACUUUUCCUCCUCAGCCACAAGAAUGAAAUGUCUGUUGAGUGGUGGUGGAGCUGCCAAAUACAUUCUUUUGUUUUACAAAAAAAAAAAGUAUUUUGGCGUUAUUUUACAUUUUGUUUUUAUAUCAAGAUUAAGCGGCAAGGCCUUGCUUGACUUCAAAUAUAGAAAUGUUGUGGGACUUGUUGGGUUGUGCAAUCGUAUUUUACAUACAAUGGUGUACAGAUUAUUGUUGUUUUCUAUAGGUAAUGCAAUGUGUAUAUUUAAUUGCGCAGAGGGGUCAGGAAUCCCUCAUUAUAUCAUUGCGUGUGUUACAAACUACAUUUGAUUGUUCACUUUCCAUGCAGUCUGGGAGUCUAUCUACUUUCGUUUCGCCAAGCACUAUUUUCCUGGUAGUAUUCAGACUGUCGUAUGUUCUGUAUAUACUGUAUAGGCAUUCUUAUUUGGCAAAUAAAUUGCUUUAUUAUGAA
This is a messenger RNA of Sphaeramia orbicularis (orbiculate cardinalfish), 2665 nucleotides long. It is a transcript of the gene ankha, whose product is annotated as ANKH inorganic pyrophosphate transport regulator a. The record is from RefSeq and is a predicted model, not a curated record. Gene Ontology annotation, molecular function: phosphate transmembrane transporter activity. Gene Ontology annotation, cellular component: plasma membrane. Gene Ontology annotation, biological process: phosphate ion transmembrane transport. Lineage: Eukaryota; Metazoa; Chordata; Actinopteri; Kurtiformes; Apogonidae. The coding region runs from base 392 to 1876 and encodes 494 amino acids. The transcript has 12 exons.